Ceratitis capitata (Mediterranean fruit fly) is the source of this 1881-nucleotide messenger RNA. RefSeq lists its product as uncharacterized. Lineage: Eukaryota; Metazoa; Arthropoda; Insecta; Diptera; Tephritidae. The transcript has 10 exons. Bases 1 to 1833 code for a protein of 610 amino acids. The record is from RefSeq and is a predicted model, not a curated record.
AUGUACAACUUUUUAGAAGGACUACGACAUGGCUCGCUAUGGGCGGUGAAGUUAUAUGAUGCUACGUCUUACUAUGGCGGCGGCGCAUUGGGUGGUGCAUCAAAUGUUCGGAUACACAAUCCGAACAUCUGCCGUUCGCUGCUCGAACAAUACAAAAAUCAAGUGCAACACGCCUCAUGGAGUUUUAUCGCGAAUGAAACUAUAGUACCAUUCGCCGUUCAAAUUAUUGUGGGUCAUUAUUUGUUGGAAAUCGUCUAUGAACGUGGUUUCAAGUACGAGAGGAUACAACAAUUAAUUUGUUUCCCCACGUCCUGUACGGCCAAAGACUUACAGCAAAUCCUUGAGGUGUACCUGUUCCAAAGUAAUCAUGUUGUCAGGAACAUUACAUAUCUGGGUCACCGCGCUCUAAACGAUUUAUACAGCAUUCGGAACGAUACGGACACAUAUGUUUUGAUCUAUUACUCGUUUAUCAAGAACUCUGAUUCGAGCACUGAAGCGUUUCAGAAAAAAAUCGGAUUCAUCGCGGAUUACAAAAACUCGGUUUUAGGUAAUAUUCAACAGACUCCCCGAAAGACUACAACCGGCACUGAUACUGUGGAUAUCAAGCUUGAAACUGCCAGGAUACAACAAGUUUCUGCAAAGAACAGAGCACAUAAGUUGGAUGAUAUCCUCUAUGCUGUGUCACCACACAAUGUUCUUUACAAUGUAUUCGUCGGGGAUGUGACGUCAUGCUCUCUUAUUUAUGCAAUUUUUACAUCGUUAUUGAUUCACGAAUAUCUGGAUACCCAAAUAAAAACACUUUCAAGCAACUUUGGGCAAAAGGAAAGCAAUCAAAUCUCAAUACCUUCAAUGCAGUACGCCAGUUUUCUAAUUGAUGUCUACUUCUUUGUCAACGUAAGUCCUUCAUUUGCAUUUUGUACUUUCGCUGAGCAUCUAUUGGAUAAGCACUUUCAUAAUAAUAUAGCAUUGGAAGUUCCAUCUUUGGAUUAUAAAACGUGCAAGAAUCGAUUAAUUAAUGUGCUUUAUAUAGACACAUUCUUUCCAUUAGACCAAAGGUGUAUGCCUUGGACGUGGUUUAUUUCGCUGGAAAUGCAAUUUUUCAUUGUGUCCUGUUUGGUCCUACUUCUUGCCAAAAUUCAGUCAACAUACGCUUCAAUUAUUGGAGGGACCGUUUUUUUAAACUCAAUACUUGCCGCUAUAGCAUGGGAAGGCAAUCCAACCACCAGCUCAGAAUACCUCAGAAUAUCGCAUGUAUCUCAUACGCUCAAGCAAUUAGCCGAAUUCAAUUUGCUUUUUGACAAUAUUUGGCUACGUAUUUUGCCAUAUAUAAUUGGUAUAUGCACCGGAUAUAUUUUUCAGCGUACACAAACAAAUACGAAAAUUGGUAUUGUGGUACAAAUUUGUGGAUGGUUCGCAUUUUCUCUUACCUUUGGCUUAUUUAUAUUUGGUCAUAAGUACAGUUAUGAAGCCUAUUUGCCUGGUCGUUGGUGCCAGGCAACAUUUGUCGCCAUUUCACAUGCUAUGUGGUCAUUAAUGCUGCUCUGGAUCACACUUAACACUGAAAUAUAUCAAGCGUUCAGACCAUUGAGUUCUUUGCUUCAGAGUAGAUACCUGUUCGCCCUAGAUCGCCUAGCGCCAAUAUGCUUACUCAUCGGCCCAAUCGUAAUUCGACUGCUCGUCUUCACAACAGACGCCCCAAUUUAUAAUUCCAUCUUACAAACCUUUACUAUAUUUAUUGGAUGUUUGCUAGUGACAUAUUUCUGCGCGUUCUUGCUACACUUCCUUUUCGAUGGACCACUUUUUGCCAUUCUACAUGAGGCAAUACUUAAAUAAAAGCCAAAGUAGAACAAAAAGAACUGUGUUGUCUCCGCUUAUCUUGCG